This is a messenger RNA of Trichoplusia ni (cabbage looper), 1459 nucleotides long. RefSeq names its product G-protein coupled receptor 143-like. Gene Ontology annotation, biological process: G protein-coupled receptor signaling pathway; regulation of calcium-mediated signaling; melanosome organization. Gene Ontology annotation, cellular component: melanosome membrane; plasma membrane. The transcript has 7 exons. Gene Ontology annotation, molecular function: L-DOPA receptor activity; L-tyrosine binding; L-DOPA binding. The coding region runs from base 197 to 1261 and encodes 354 amino acids. The record is from RefSeq and is a predicted model, not a curated record. Lineage: Eukaryota; Metazoa; Arthropoda; Insecta; Lepidoptera; Noctuidae.
UAUCAGUAUGUCAAUAAAGUUGUAAUCAGUGUUCAAAUGUGGGGGAUGGAGUUCAAAAAAAGCUAUUUAAUUUGACGUUUACUGUAACUUAAAGAAGGUUUGACGAAUACUUAGGUAGGCAAUACGACUUAAGUUAUGAAGAAUAAUUAGACCAGUGACUUAUAAAAAAUAAUACAGAACUUAGCAGUCCAGAAAGAUGUCGGACCCUACAAUUCAAACGUUUUGUUGUCAUCACACUGGAAACAGAGAAGAUUUUGCCGUAAAAAUCAUGGAUGAAUUUAACACGGAUUCAUACAACAUAGUAUGUUUAAUUUCGUCUACAAUUGGAAUUCUAGGUGCAGCAUAUCAGAUAUUGCCAGAUGUCUUGAAUAAAAUUAAAAGGGGACAUGUGUCAACUCGAGGUCGCAGGAUUAUUAUUUGGUUGGCUGUAGCUGACUUGCUAGCUUCUUUUGGUGUUCUAGUGCGGUCGUCUUUGUGGCUUAGGUAUAAAAAUAUUAUGCCACAGCCAGAUGACGAUGUUAGUGUACUAUUUUGUAGCAUAACCUCAGCUUGGACGCAAUACUUUUAUACGGUGACUUGGUUCUGGACUUUGUUUUAUGCUGUUGAUACGUGGCUUACAAUAAAAGGCCGUGAUUCUCAUACAUUACUUUACCAUUCAAUAGCAUGGGGUUUACCAGCAGCCACAACUGGUGUAGGACUAUCUAUUCUUUAUAUCCCCAAUGCAACGUGUCACAACCUACCAACUGUAACAAGUGCCUUAUACAAGAUAUUGCCCAACUAUUGUGCUACAUAUCUACCAAUUGCAAUGGUUAUGAUAGUAAACCCUAUUAUGUAUGUACUGUCAAGUAAAAAUGUGGAAAUGGCUGUGGCAGUUCCCCUUGCUCAGUUUACAAGUAAGGAAAGGAGAGUAGUGGACACAUUAAGACUGAAGUUUUUCCUGAUUAAUGCUGUUUUUUAUUUGUGUUGGUUGCCAAACCUGUUAAACGGUAUCCUUCUAUGGACAAUGUGGUUCAAUAUACCUGUUAAAGUCAUUCUUACUAUAUGGUACAUAAUGGCAUUAACAAACCCCAUGCAAGCUUUAUUAAAUGCACUUGUUUAUCGUAAAUGGAAUACAAACAGAUGGAGACAUAAUACAUUUAGCAAUGAGAUGAGGAAAGAGUUCCGGUUUUAUGAUGAACAGUCUCCAUUGUUAGGUUCAGAACCUCCAAGAUUACAGCUAUCACCUAUUCCGCCAGGCAUCAAUAAUUAUUCAACUUUGUAAUUAAUUGAAAUGAUUUCCAGUAUUGUUUGCAUUUGUUAUACAUUUUUUUAUAUGAAUAUACAUUUUUUAGUGUUUACAUACUUGUAUUAAUUAUUGUCUCAAGUUUAUAUGUAUGUAAAAUGGUAUUAGAAUGGAAAAUUAGUGAAAAAAUAUGUUCACAAUAUUAAGUGAAAUAGAUGAUUUUUUAUUAGUUACAGU